AUGCAUGUAUCGAAAUUGUACUAUGAAGGCGAGAGGAACGAAGAGAACCAACCAUCCGGCUGUGGAAGAGCAAAAUUGGUGAAUGGCGAUCGAUAUGAGGGCACCUUCCGUAGAGGUGUGUUUCAUGGGUACGGCACACUGAGUCAAAAAACCGGCCACCGCUUUGACGGCAAUUUUCGCAAGGGCCACAAACAUGGCCGAGGCUGCCAGCGGUAUCCGGAUGGCUCGAGGUACGAUGGUGAUUGGUCUCGCGGAGUGCGCCACGGAUACGGUGUGUAUCGAUAUGCAAAUCAGGACGUGUACAAGGGUAACUGGUGUUUCGGCCAAAAGCACGGCGUUGGAAUUUAUGUGUUUGCGGAGAGUGGAUUACGCUUAAAAGGAGCCUGGAAUGCCGGUUCUCUGGAAGGUCCGGUAGUUCUUUCACUCGGCGACGUGAAAGUCCACGGCACCUGGAGCGCCACUUCUGGUGGUUUGUUGGAAACGGCGGAAAGUGUGUUCAAUUUUGGCUGCAAAUACCUACUCCGGGGGACUAUGAAACGUGGAGUGUUCGAUGAGUACGUCUGGUGGCCAACCGCACUGGAGUUGUACCGACUGGCGUCACUUCCACCGGAACCGCUACCCGUGUCGAUACCGUUCAUGGAUUGUCGAAGUUCGAGCCCCUCAGAUAACGGCGAUGGAAACGAAUCAUUCAAAUGUUUAGUUUGA
Anopheles bellator is the source of this 705-nucleotide messenger RNA. RefSeq names its product radial spoke head 1 homolog (gene Rsph1). Gene Ontology annotation, biological process: axoneme assembly; spermatid development. The record is from RefSeq and is a predicted model, not a curated record. The transcript has 2 exons. Gene Ontology annotation, cellular component: nucleus; motile cilium. NCBI's taxonomy places the organism in Eukaryota, Metazoa, Arthropoda, Insecta, Diptera, Culicidae. Bases 1 to 705 code for a protein of 234 amino acids.